GUCCUAAAUGCAUCAUGGGAAACGUGCCUCCAAACGCGCUCCGAUUCUUUUUCUUUUUUCCCUCCCUUCAUUUUGUAGCGAGAACAACGCGUAAGAGACUCAAGAAAUUAAAUCGCAAUUGAAAGCUGCAAUCUCUCACUAAAAAUCCAAAGCUUUGAUCCACAGUAGCAAUGGCCCGUACAAAGCAGACUGCUCGUAAGUCCACUGGAGGUAAAGCUCCACGUAAGCAGCUGGCCACCAAGGCUGCCCGAAAGAGUGCCCCUUCCACCGGAGGUGUGAAGAAGCCCCAUCGCUACAGGCCCGGGACCGUGGCUUUGCGUGAGAUCCGUCGUUACCAGAAGUCCACUGAGCUUCUGAUCCGCAAGCUGCCCUUCCAGCGCUUGGUGAGAGAAAUCGCCCAGGACUUCAAGACAGACCUGCGUUUCCAGAGUGCAGCCAUUGGUGCUCUGCAGGAGGCAAGCGAGGCCUACCUGGUGGGUCUGUUUGAAGACACCAACCUGUGUGCCAUCCAUGCCAAGCGCGUCACUAUCAUGCCCAAAGACAUCCAGCUGGCGCGUCGCAUCCGUGGGGAGCGCGCUUAAUUUUUUUUUCUCUUAUGAAAUACUCUUCUCUCUUCUCAUCACCAUCCUUUCCUUCUCCCUAUAUAGAUAGUAGUUUGGUUUGAGGUUCUCUAUAUAUUAUGACUGUGAUAAUCGUAAAUGUGUGAUUGUCUUGGUUGGUGCUACAAGUAGAAGAGUUUGUUUAGAUAUAUAUUCAUUUAGGUUUAAACUUUACACUCCUCACUUUAUCUAUUGAUAUGAAUAUGGUGUUUUUAUUAGCCAUAAGUAAGUAGUGUGUAAUCUGGAAUGAGUAUAUUACAUAGCGUCGACAUUUUCAGUCUGCAAACAAUGAUAUAAUGGGUCCUCUGUUUUUCUUUUCUUUUUAAAAGACAUAAAACACAGUCAGUUCUAUUUUUACAACGGUGGUGUUUAAUAUUGUAUCAGAAUCCAAAUAUUUUAUUCUGGUUAAAAUGUCAUUGCACUAUAAUGACUGCAUGGUUUGACACUUAUACACGGCAAAUAUGUAGCAGACCGAAAUUGAUUUUACACUUGGUUUUCACCACACUGUUAUGUCCAUGCAAGGUUAUAUGAUGUUUUGGUUUCUCUCUCAGGUCGAUAACCUAUUUUUUUUCUACUGUUUUUUUUUGUAUGUGUGUGUUUGGUCAUUUUGAAGGCUAAAACAUUUGUACUCCAAAAUUCACAUACAGACAUAAAUAAACUAAUUGUGGUUGAA
Molecule: messenger RNA, 1272 nt
Organism: Syngnathus typhle (broad-nosed pipefish)
Lineage: Eukaryota; Metazoa; Chordata; Actinopteri; Syngnathiformes; Syngnathidae
Product: histone H3.3A
Exons: 4
Coding region: 171-581 (136 amino acids)
Cellular component (GO): nucleosome
Molecular function (GO): structural constituent of chromatin; DNA binding; protein heterodimerization activity
Source: RefSeq, a predicted model, not a curated record